Molecule: messenger RNA, 1197 nt
Organism: Triticum dicoccoides
Lineage: Eukaryota; Viridiplantae; Streptophyta; Magnoliopsida; Poales; Poaceae
Product: zingipain-2-like
Exons: 5
Coding region: 1-1197 (398 amino acids)
Biological process (GO): proteolysis
Molecular function (GO): cysteine-type peptidase activity
Source: RefSeq, a predicted model, not a curated record
AUGUUUCGUCGGGUAUUUGUCGCCGCCGGGAGGACCAUGCUACGCCGGUUCUGCAGCCAGUCCACGGCGGCCGGGUGGCCGUCGAGGCAUGCCGGAGCAACCAUGGUACCCCGGUUCUACAGCCAGACGGCACCGCCUGCGGAAUCUACUCUGUUCCGCCGGUUCCACGGCCAGACAACAGCGGCUGGGUCGCCGUGGAGGCCUGCGGGAGCAGCCAUGGUACGCCGGUUCGGCAGCCAGGCCGCGGUGGCCAGGUCGCUGUCGAGACCAGCUGGAGCAACCACGGUACGCCAGUUCUGCAGCCAAGCCGCGGUGGUCGGGUUACGCCGGCUCUGCAGCCCCGCCGUGGCGGCCGGGUCGCUGUCGAGGCCUGCCGGAGCUAGGCUGAUGCAGCUACAGUUUCAGAGAAACGUUGGGCAUGUUGCAGCUACCGCUGCUCACCGCUUGGGCUUCUUUCGCAGAUAUGCUAUACCUAUAGCAAUAGCCGUUGGUGUUGGACUUUGGUGUAUGAAGAAGAAUGCAGAGCUUGUUGAGAGGAGGAAGGCAGAGCUUGCUGAGAGGGCUUCCCGCCCGUCGCGGAUUGAUUGGGUUGAAGCUGGAGUUGUAACUCGUGCCGUGAGGAAUCAAAAGAACUGCGCCUCGGUCGAGGCAGUUCAUUACCUUAAGACCUUCCAAUCAAUCGCGUUAUCAGUUCAAGAGCUCGUCGACUGCAACAUAGAGAACCAUGGGUGUAAUGGUGGUGACUAUUUGUAUGUUUUCCGUUAUGUACGGCAAAACGGACUAUUGGCAGAGUCUUCCUACCCAUACAAGGCCCGGAAGAGUAUAUGUCGCAAAUUGGACAAAAAGGCAGCAGCAAGGAUAUCAGGCUUCCGGUAUAUCCGCCCAACCGAGGAUGAUCUGGAGAAAGCGGUAGCGAAGCGGCCCGUGAUCGUCACUGUGCAAGGUGAUCCUUUGCAGGAAUACAGAGGAGGCAUCAUGGAUUGUAAAUUUGAUAGGAGGCUUACCGGCUGGCAUGCUGUCCUGGUCGUCGGUUAUGGCACGGACUCCUACGGUGUCAAGUACUGGCGCAUCAAGAAUUCAUGGGGGAAACAUUGGGGCGAGGGGGGAUAUGCGAGGAUCCGAAGACACGUUGCCGACAAGAGAGGUGUGUUGGGCAUUUUCAUGUUUGAACCAGUAUAUCCCGUGCUAACGACCUAA